Molecule: messenger RNA, 1473 nt
Organism: Candoia aspera
Lineage: Eukaryota; Metazoa; Chordata; Lepidosauria; Squamata; Candoiidae
Gene: GPX7
Product: glutathione peroxidase 7
Exons: 3
Coding region: 32-664 (210 amino acids)
Biological process (GO): response to oxidative stress
Molecular function (GO): glutathione peroxidase activity
Source: RefSeq, a predicted model, not a curated record
UAGUGAGGACGUCAGUAGAAAGCUGUGCAGUAUGUUAGAUCCUGAGGACAGCGCGGAGCACAAAAUUGGCUCUUCCUUUCCUAAAUUUUUUCUCAUCGCCAUAGCCAUGCUGGUGGUCGUAGGAGGACUGCUGUUCUUGGCGUUUUCUGCCUCCGAGCAGAAAGAGGACAAUUUUUACUCGUUUAAAGUGGUCAACAUCAGGGACAAGCUAGUCUCCCUGGAGAAAUACAGAGGCUCGGUAUCAUUAGUUGUCAAUGUUGCAAGUGAGUGUGGAUAUACUGACAGUCACUACAAAGCCUUACAAAAGCUGCAGAGAGAACUUGGCCCCUAUCAUUUUAAUGUGCUAGCAUUUCCCUGCAAUCAGUUUGGACAGCAAGAACCCAAUAGUAAUAACGAAAUUGAGAGUUUUGUCCGACAAACAUACAGCGUUUCCUUUCCUAUGUUCAGCAAGAUAGCAGUGAAGGGCAUCGGGGCAAAUCCAGCCUUUAAAUAUUUAAUUGAAUCCACUGGAGAAGAGCCAACAUGGAAUUUCUGGAAAUAUCUUGUGGAUCCAAGUGGGAAAGUGGUAAAUGCUUGGGACUCUACUGUCACUACUGAAGAAAUAAAACCUUAUGUGAUCGAACUUGUGAGGCAACUCAUUCUGAAGAAAAAAGAGGAACUCUGAUUUUUUGAAAACACACAUUUUUGUAUUUCUAUUUUUGGAUCAUUGUGGUAGUUCUUCAUAUUCCAACAGAGAAAUAACUUUGAUCAACCUCAGUUAAGCUUCCAUCCCCUAAAUAUAAGUAUUUGUUUCUCUUACAGUAUGUUCAAUCCAUAAAUAAAGUAAAUCAUAGUGAAAUUGAUACCUAAGAAAAGUAAAACUAAUGAAAGGACAGAUUUUAUUUAUUUUCCUUAUAAAUCACUGAUUUUAGUGAAAUGAAAUGUCACGCAGGAUUUCUAGGCAGCAAACUUCAGUUCAUAUAGAAUUCCCUAAAUAAAUCUUACUGGUACCUACUUUCUAACAUGAACAUUAUCAUGAGAGCCAUUUAUAAAACAGAAACCAGAACAGGAAAACUUGAUCUUAGCCUGAGUGUAGCUAUAAGAAGCAAUGAUUAUGCUAAGGAAAUAUAGUACACUCCCACAUAAGCUAUGUUCUCACUUAUUGAAAGCUUUCAUUCACCCAUAUAUUCCUGAAAACCAGUACAUCUCAAGAAUCCGUGAAUGGAAUUUCAUUCACUUAUAGGCUGCUCCAAAAGAAUACUAAUGCUGUGAUUUUCACUGAUUCCCCUUUCCCUUUGUGACACUCAGAUUUGCUGUGGGAGAUUAUAUCAAGAACAGCAUAUGAGAUAUGUGGAGGGAAGUGGCAGGGAAGGAUGAAUUGCUGAAAAUAAUCUAUCCCAUUGUCUGAAUCAAAGGUUCUUCUGUUCUUGGACAGAGUUCUUUAUGAAUGAAAAGAGACUGUUGAAUCCAUACCAUUAAGAACCGUCCUUUUUU